AUGCAAGAAGCAUGUCGAAAAGAUGUUGAGCGGGCAUUCGGUGUUCUCCAAUCACGAUUUGCUAUCAUCAAGGGGCCAACCCGUUUUUGGGAUAAACGAACUUUGCAUGAUAUCAUGACUGCUUGUAUUAUAAUGCACAAUAUGAUUGUCGAAGAUGAACACGACGAACAAGAAGAUGUUGUCAUUUCAACUCCACAAUCAAUUCCGAAUGCUGAAAAUAUGGAGAUAACGGAAACUGAACGAUUCCAACAAUUUCUUGCUCUACAUAAGAGGUUAAAAAACAAAGAAGCUCAUUUUGCACUUCGAAAUGCAUUGAUUGAACAUUUGUGGGAAAGACAUGGAAAUGAAACGAUUUGGCAAGCAAAUGCCUUGGAAUCAUUCAUGACAUCUUUCUCUAGCAUGGAAUACUACUAUCGACAUUCGUCGACUGGACUGCUGAGGAAAUUUUACAUGUCAAAUACCAUUAUUAAGGCUCUGUUUGGUUUGAUAGAAAGGGAGAGAAAGGAAAGUAAAAUAGAAGAGACAAAACGAGGGAGAAAGACGGAAUGGACGCCUCCGACUUUCCCCGAUCUCUCACCUCUCUCUCUCCAAAACUCCGACCGUCUUUCCCCGAUCGGAUCCCCCCUCCCCUCCUCCUCCUCCUCCUCAUACUCUCCUCUCUUCGUCUUCAAAACCCUAGUUCGACGCCGAUCAAAUCCCAGUCCUCUCCUACCCUCACCUUCUCUCCUGCCUCAGACGGAGCAGACACCGAGAGACGCCAGCGGAGACGGCGGCGGAAGCGAGGACCCCUGGGACGCGAAGCCGGCAACCUCAGAGAUCUGUGAUCUCGAGAAGAAGCAGCGACGCCCGCCGGAAUCCCCCGGAACCCUCUACAUCUCCACCAAGAGGGUGAUUUGGCUGAGGGACGAAGACAAAUCCAAGGGCUACGCUGUGGAUUUCUCGUCGAUUUCGCUUCACGCCGUGUCGAGGGACCCCGAGACGUACCCAUCGCCUUGUAUCUACGCUCGGAUUGAGACAGAGGAGGAUCAUGAUGCAGUUUCUGAGGACCCAGAUUCAGAAGGUGCAGAGGCUGUGGAGCUAUCAAAGAUCGCUGAGAUGAGGCUUGUGCCUUCUGAUCCUAGUCAAUUGGAUACCUUAUUUGACAUUUUCUGUCAAUGUGCUGAACUAAAUCCUGAACCUAAUGAAGAUGGAGAGGAAGAAAAUACCUGGUUUUUUGGUGAUAAAGAUAUGGCUGUUGAUGGCAUCGGAAAUGAUUCUGAGUGGCAGUUUUUAGAGAAUCUUGCCAAUCCUAUUGGGUAUGCAAAUGGAGAUCAUGAUCUUGCUCAAACAAUAUUAGAGCUCCAGAUCAAUGACCAGCGAUUCGAGGAUGCGGAGGAAAUGGAUCAUGAGCAAGGCAGUGGUCGUCAGUGAGGAAAGCCGAUGAGGUUGUAAUUGGCCUCAGAUGCAAUAUACAGCUAGUGGGACAUUAGGAGAGUUUCUUUUUUUUUUCUUUCUGUCCUUUUUCUUUUUCUUGUGUAGCUCUUUGGACUCGGGUGAAAAAUGAAAUGUAGGGAGUAUUUUCACUAUGUAGUAUUUGCAAACACAACCACCUAAUGAGUUUCCAGAUUAAAAGGUUGGAUCUUUGGAUGAACUCGUUGUGCAGAGGAAAACAUAUUGUCAAGCUACUCUCUUGAUGUUGAUU
This is a messenger RNA of Asparagus officinalis (garden asparagus), 1681 nucleotides long. RefSeq lists its product as uncharacterized. Gene Ontology annotation, biological process: spliceosomal snRNP assembly; mRNA cis splicing, via spliceosome; chloride transport. Gene Ontology annotation, cellular component: spliceosomal complex; methylosome; pICln-Sm protein complex. The transcript has 11 exons. The coding region runs from base 1 to 1410 and encodes 469 amino acids. NCBI's taxonomy places the organism in Eukaryota, Viridiplantae, Streptophyta, Magnoliopsida, Asparagales, Asparagaceae. The record is from RefSeq and is a predicted model, not a curated record.